AUUUCCGGUUGACGCCUAUGUUUACAUCAACAGCUGUAUAAGCAGGGUCUUGAAGUUUUGCUUCAAGUAAACUGACGUCACUUGGUCAAGAUGGACAUUUCUAUCUCUUACUUGCUCCUCAUUCUAAACAUAGGUCUUAUCAGUUCAGCCUUAGGUGAUAAUCUUGACAAGUGGAAAGCCCACUUUUUUGUUGACCCUUUGGACAAUAUGAGCAAGAUGAGACUAAAUAUCUCUGUACCAUACAUUGAUGACGAAAGAUCGGAAACAGCCCUGUUUCUCUUGACCAUCGAAGAACGCAAUCACAGCAAGCUAAACGAAGACAUCUCCGAGAGCGCCGAGGUCAAGGUGUACCUUCUGUCCCAUGAGAUAAAGGAGGCUCAGGGCAACAGCAGUAUGGAGUACUCAAUCCUGGCAGCCGCGCCCAUAGGGAGCUUACAAAAGCUCAAGAACAACGCCCAAGCCACUCUCAAAUUGUGUGAUGGAGCAGGGACCUGCAUCACAAUUGGUGGCGACCUAAGUAUCCGAAAAAAAUAUUACAUCAUUUGGAAGGAUGUGUGUUACAUCAUUAUCGCCUUAGCUUUUAUGUGUGUGCUAUGGAAGUUCCGGAACUAGCAGUCUAACAACACCUUCAGGAUAAUCAAAGGCUGAUUAAUUAUAAAAUAUGAUAAACCAUUUGUUUUAAAUAUACCUGUAGCUGUUUGGAAAUAAAAUUUAUAUCAAGUGUGUAAUAAAUAUAUACAAAUAUUAAUAUAUACUCUAUGUACCAAGGUUGUCAAAAGUAACAAUUGUUCAAAGUUUUUUUUAUAUAUAGGUGACUCGGGUAAAGGUCAAUCAUAUUUUUAUGAUUCAAAUGGAGUGAGAUAAGUAGAGGAUACAAGAUGGCACACACAAAUUUAAGCAUCAUACUCCGCAUCCAGCUGCCAUUGUUAUUAUGAUAUAUUAUCCUAAAAAUAGUUAAAAAAUCGAUUUAUAUGAUAUAUAAUUUAUUAUUAUCAUUGUAUUAAAUAGUGUAGGCUAAUUCGAGUCAGCUGUGAUAUAUAGAUUUAUUGUUUGAAGUGACUGAAUAAGAGUGUGUGUUUUAAAAAAGUCACUUAAUUCAUUCAUAUUUGAAAUAUGCGAAAACAUUUUAUUACAGUUAUAUUUAUAAUUAUAAAACAAUGAUUGUUGAAAGCUUAGUUGGGUCGCAAUAGAAAAAAAUAUGGGUUUAGGUUCUUAGAUUAUGGGUGUUUCGACCGUAGGUUUUUGACAACAGCUGUAUAUUCACAACACGUACUUUCUCCAAUUGUGGGGUGACUAUAUCUGGGAAUAUUCACUGUAUAACUUAUUUGAGUUUUGGAAGUUAUAAUAUCGAGAUCUAAAUUGUAAUAACUUUUUUUUCUUGUUUUUCGUGUAGUUCCAACUAGUCGUUAGAUCUUUUAGUUUCUUGCAGUCUUGGAUUUUAUUUGAGGUGUCAUUUUGACAAUUUUAUUUUAUAGAGGAGGGGAUCUUUCAAAAUAAUAAACAAAAGUUGAGUUGCCUCUAUUGGUAACAUGAAUUUCCAGUCUGAAAUUUUUCAUGUCUUUAGGAUCACUGUCAGUUAUAGUGGAAAGUAGAGCUACAUUUAACGCUAAACAUUGGUAGAACAUUGUAAAAUACUGAUGCUCUUUACACCAAUCUUUGGAACUUUUUUCAAAGUAGAGAUGCAUUUAAUACUUAAUACUUCGUAGUAUUUUAACUAUAGAUGUUUUAACACUAUUUUUUAUAGUAUUUUGUUAAUUAGUGAUAUUUGUAACACUUAAAUUUGGUAGUAUUUUUAACUAGAGAUGUUUUUAACACUUACAUUUUUUAGUAUUUUUUAAGUAGAUUUGUUUUUAACACUUAAAUAUGGUAGUAUUUUUAACUAGAGAUGUUUAUAACACUUAAUAGUUGUAGUACUUUUUAAGUAGAGAUGUUUCAAUUUUUAAAUUUGGUAGUAUUUUUUAACUAGAGAUAUUUUUAACACUUAAACGUUGUAGUAUUUUUUAAAGUAGAGAUGUCUUAACAUUUAAAUUUAGUAGUAUUGUUUAAGUAGAGAUGCAUUUAUCACUUAACGUUCUUUGUAAGACCGGGAAGAACUUAUUGCUUAGCCAGGACUGGGACCGAUAAAAUCAAACAGGAAGUUGGCAAAGAUUCAAGAAUGUCGUUGUCUGCACAUAUAUGAAUGUCAGUUUUUGUGCCUGAAACGGUAUUGUAUUAAUAUAAACUUGGAUGCGGAAGUGUUUUAUCAUUUUUACAAGCGCAGCAUGACCAUCAUUUGAUGCUAUCACACACAUGCUGUAACACACAAAUACACACACCUACAUACACCUACUCACAAACAUACUGUUUCAUUUUGUUCCAAAAAAAUCAUACUAGCGUGUCGUAAUCUUGGAUAUAGUAAUUUUAACACAUUUUUUUUUUCUAUUUAAUAUUUGCGCCUACUUUCAUUAUCCAUCGACAUAGAUUAUUGAAUGAUAGUGUAAGACAGUGGAGUAGAGAUAUAUAUUCGCCAACAGAUAAUUAUAGAUCAAAUGCAAAAUAAAUUGUGUAAAUGGUUUACAAAUUGCAAAACUUUGUAUUGUUUUCUUUUGAAAGUUAUAGGUAGUCUUAGCGAAAACCUUGUUUGUAGAUUAAUAAUAAAUCUCAAA
This is a messenger RNA of Physella acuta, 2645 nucleotides long. RefSeq lists its product as uncharacterized. The record is from RefSeq and is a predicted model, not a curated record. Lineage: Eukaryota; Metazoa; Mollusca; Gastropoda; Physidae.